Molecule: messenger RNA, 1956 nt
Organism: Dacryopinax primogenitus
Lineage: Eukaryota; Fungi; Basidiomycota; Dacrymycetes; Dacrymycetales; Dacrymycetaceae
Exons: 4
Coding region: 141-1847 (568 amino acids)
Biological process (GO): superoxide anion generation; defense response
Cellular component (GO): plasma membrane; NADPH oxidase complex
Molecular function (GO): superoxide-generating NAD(P)H oxidase activity
Source: RefSeq, a predicted model, not a curated record
CUUUCAUAUCUGGGCGCUGGAUACCUCCCCCUCGGUCCCUCACCUCUCACCUCUCCCCCGACCGACGUUGAGCGUCGGAUUCUCCCUCCUUUGCCUGAUAUCGCGUAUACUCUCGUCUCAUUGUCAUUCCUCUGGAAAGGAUGGCUAAGGAACCUACUGGAUUUGAGGGCUGGGUCAAGCGGGAAUUCUUGACCCCUUCACGCGCAAUCUUCAAUUUCCUCUGGUACGGUACCCAGCUCUUCGUCUUCGCUUAUGGGUGGUACUCUCAGGAAACGAAUGUGCGCCUUGCUGCUCUGAACGGUCUGAAGUGGUCCGUCUGGGUAUCUCGCGGUGCCGGCCUGGUGCUGGCUCUGGAUGGAUUUAUGAUUCUAGUCCCAAUGCUUCGCAAUAUCAUCAAGGUUGUCCGACCCAAAUUGUCGUGGCUCUUCCCUGCCGACGAGAACAUCUGGUUCCACCGUCAAGUAGCAUACUCGAUGGCGUUCUGGGCAAUGGUGCAUACAACUGCGCACUACGUCAACUUCAUCAACGUCGAGCGCACUCAGGUCCGGCAAGAAGCUGCAUGGCAGAUUCACUAUGAGCAAGCAGGUGGUAUCACCGGCCAUGUCAUGCUCCUCAUCAUGGUGCUCAUGUACACCACUGCGCAUCACAAGGUCCGCGCCCAGUGCUUCGAGGUAUUCUGGUACACCCACCAUCUCGCUUUCUUUUUCAUGAUCGGCCUGUAUUCCCACGCAACUGGCUGCUUCGUACGAGACAGCGUCGAUCCAGACUACAUCAGCACGUUCCCCUUCUACAGCACCGAGCACUGCCUCGGCUACAUGAGCUGGCGGUACACCAUCUGGCCCGGUAUCCUCUACUUCGGCGAGCGCAUGUAUCGCGAGUUCCGUGCGCGCCGUGCUACCCAGCUCGAUAAGGUCCUCGUCCAUCCCUCGGGGGCGAUGGAGCUACGCAUCAUCAAGAAGUCGUUCAAGUACACCGCUGGCCAGUGGCUGUUCAUCCAAGUCCCAGAAGUCUCCAGAUACCAAUGGCAUCCAUUCACGAUCACCUCUGCGCCUGAGGACCCGUACGUCUCCGUGCAUAUCCGCCAGGUCGGUGACUGGACACAAGCUCUUGGUGAACGGCUCGGUGCCGGGCCGAAUGUCGUUGCGCAGAUGACGAAGGCUGCCCUGAAGGCGAGCGAGAAGGACGAGAAGAUGCAGAUGGGCAUGCCCACCCGUGGCGACUUCGUCGAAGUGGACGAAACCAUGAACAGCCGUGGCCUGCCCGUGGUGCGCAUUGAUGGUCCAUUCGGUGCCCCAGCAGAGGAUGUCUUCGAGUCCGAGGUUGCUGUUCUCGUCGGUGCCGGUAUUGGUGUUACCCCCUUCGCCAGUAUCCUUAAGCAUAUCUGGUACCGUCAGAGGCGGGGUAACCUGGGUGCCUUGCGCAGGGUCGAGUUCAUCUGGGUGUGCAGGGACGCCUCCAUCUUCGGUUGGUUCCAGAGUCUGCUGCAGGAGAUCGAGGCUGCCCAGACCGACCCCAACUUCCUCCGUAUCAACAUCUACAUCACCCAAAAGGUCUCGGAGGACACGCUUUACAACAUCGCCGUCAACGAUGCCGGUGCGGCUUACGACCCUCUCACUCUGCUCCGCAGCCGUACUAUGUUCGGCAGACCCGACUGGCCCUCUAUCUUUUCGAAUCUCAGGAUGGCUCUCGAGGGCGGGCAGUAUCUGCCUGGAAGGGAGUCUACGCUCAAGACCCGGAUCGGAACGUACUACUGCGGGCCUUCUGCCAUUGCUAAGGCUCUCAAAUCCGCCACUUCGGCCCAGAACACGAAGUCCCUCAAGUUCACUUUUGCUAAGGAGCACUUCUGAGCAACGGCAUUUCUGGGAAAUGUUCGGUCAUUCCAAAUGGAGAAUCAAGUGUAGCAGUAGCUAGGGUUCCUUCUUCCAUUGGUCUGCGCAAUGAGACUUGGUUACUGCG